AUGGCAGGAGGCAAGCUGCAGGACAGGUUGCAGGCGGAGGAGGACGUGCGUGUGGGCGUGGACCGUUUCCCCGAGCGGCAGCCCAUCGGCACGGCGGCGGACGAGCUGGGCCGCGACUACAGCGAGCCUCCGCCGGCGCCGCUGUUCGAGGCGUCGGAGCUCUCGUCGUGGUCCUUCUACCGCGCCGGCAUCGCCGAGUUCGUGGCCACGUUCCUCUUCCUCUACGUGACGGUGCUGACGGUGAUGGGCGUGAGCAAGUCGUCCCCCUCCAAGUGCGGCACCGUGGGCAUCCAGGGCAUCGCGUGGGCGUUCGGCGGCAUGAUCUUCGCGCUCGUCUACUGCACCGCGGGCGUCUCAGGGGGCCACAUCAACCCGGCCGUCACCUUCGGGCUCCUCCUGGCCAGGAAGCUGUCGCUGACGCGGGCCGUCUACUACGUGGUGAUGCAGUGCCUGGGCGCCGUCUGCGGCGCCGGCAUCGUGAAGGCGUUGGUCGGGCGCGCGCUGUACGAGUCCGCGGGCGGCGGCGCCAAUGCCGUCGGCCCCGGGUACACCAAGGGCGACGGCCUCGGCGCCGAGAUCGUCGGCACGUUCGUGCUCGUGUACACCGUCUUCUCCGCCACCGACGCCAAGCGCAGCGCGAGGGACUCCCACGUCCCCGUGCUGGCCCCGCUGCCCAUCGGCUUCGCCGUCUUCCUGGUGCACCUCGCCACCAUCCCGAUCACCGGCACCGGGAUCAACCCCGCCAGGAGCCUCGGCGCCGCCAUCAUCUACGACAGCCCGCACGGGUGGCACGGCCACUGGAUCUUCUGGGUGGGCCCGUUCACCGGAGCGGCGCUUGCGGCGGUGUACCACCAGGUCGUCAUCAGGGCCAUCCCCUUCAAGUCCAGCGCUCCCUACUAG
This is a messenger RNA of Miscanthus lutarioriparius, 900 nucleotides long. NCBI's taxonomy places the organism in Eukaryota, Viridiplantae, Streptophyta, Magnoliopsida, Poales, Poaceae. The record is from the annotation of a GenBank genome assembly.